This is a messenger RNA of Suillus subalutaceus, 1819 nucleotides long. RefSeq lists its product as uncharacterized. The transcript has 5 exons. Bases 365 to 1720 code for a protein of 451 amino acids. The record is from RefSeq and is a predicted model, not a curated record. NCBI's taxonomy places the organism in Eukaryota, Fungi, Basidiomycota, Agaricomycetes, Boletales, Suillaceae.
CCGCAUGCAUGGGGUUUGGGUGCAGCGCAGAUCCAUGAUACAGAAAAUGCGGGACUCGGUAUCUGACUGUCGCUAAUGUGUACAAGGUCUUCGCUGAGGCUGGCGGUCAAGACGCCAGUUCUUCCGAGAGAUGAGGCAAAGGAGAGCAAGCUACGAAAUAGGAUGAGCGCGAAUAUCAGCUGCUUGCCUCAACCGAUGUGUGCACAGACCAUCUCUGAGCCGGCUACGCCCGGAAUCCCUCCGGACACUGUCACAUAGGGGAAAUUCGACACUCACUAGAUACUCACUCAACCGAACUCCCCCAGACACAUAACUCAUCAACAAGUCCGUUCAAUAACAUCGCGCGCGUACUAGCUUUGCCAACAUGUCCGAUCAGUGGCAAGGCAUCAUUUUUGAUGAUCCAAGGUCUGGGCACCCCAUGCUUCCUCUCGUGAUCAAAGUUAUGCGUUGCAUCUACCGCACUGUUAAUCCCACACGCCCACCGCCAUUUACAGUAAUGAAAUGGCGGCACUCGCAAAGCCUUUCUUACCAGGUUCAUGAAGAUGGAUAUGUGCCGUCAAUUGUCAUCCUCAAUCUCCGAGAGGGCCAGCAAGAUUCAACCAUGAAAACCCUCUUCACGAUCAAUUUAAACACCAUGACGGUUAACGAUAAGGUCCGACACAGGCAUUUCCCUGUACCUGAUGAAAUUGGCUCUUCCCUGAGGGAGCUUGAUGAGUACGUGAGGACAAUUGUCCGGGAGAAAAAGGAAGCAGAAGUGGAGGAAGCACGUCGCCGACAGGCCUUCUAUCGCUGUCUUUUCGACAAAGGUCUGAUCGAUGAAGAUUACGGGAAGUCGUUCUCCAUCGACAGCCUGCUUUGCCCUAUCUGUUCAUCGCAGCAGACAUCGUGCAGCAAGUGCAAAAUUAUCUCGUGCUCCAACAGUGAUUGUGCAGCCUCCUCUGCCGUCCCCAUUGUACGGUGUUCCCAGGCCUUUCAUCAAGCAAGGCAAUUCUGUACUUCAUGUUUGGAGUCUCCAGGCUCUCUGCCUCAGCUGGGCAGAUGUCCCACAUGUUCACGCUUGUUCUGCUCAAGAGAGCUCAAUUGGUGUGUUGGACGCCCAAUUUCUGACGACGGCGGGAUCGCAACUCCUUCAUCGAAUCCCGAAAUAACCCGAGUACACUCAGCGCGGCCACUGUCUUGCAACGCCGCAAUAAACUGCAUGUCAAACGGUCAAAAUGGCCGUCAGUGCUCCAACCCUGGUUGCUGGUCCAUUCAGCUCUGCGGCACCAAAGUGUGUCCCGAAUGCACCACGCAGGAUAGCUUUUCCUGCCCAUGUGGUCGGUACUGGACUUGCGGCGGUUGCGAGUCGCAGUCUUCGACCGUUCGUAGGCUUCUUACGUGCCCUCGAUGCCUUCAGUGUUUCUGCCCAUCGUGCUCAUACAUCAGGGCUUGCAAGGUAUGCCGACGUGUGGGGCUCUGUAAUGACUGCAUGGAAGAAGUGAGCGAAGAAGCUGAGCACACACCGGACGGAAACCUCCUUGUCCAGUGCCAGAACUGCCAAGGUCAUUUAUGCAACGCAUGCGAUGAUGGUGGGAAAUCAUGUUGUACGUGUAGUCGAGUCCUUUGCAGGCUUUGUGAAGAAGAGUGCAAACGUUGUUCUCAUUUCCGCCGUAUCUGUGGUGAUGACUACGGUUUUUUUGAGUUUGGCUCCGGUGGUGAAAUGAUUUAUCACAAUUUCUAGUAAUUCGACGUUCAACUUUCAUCAGUAAUCAGUAUAGUUAUUUCUGGUCUAAUGUACUUAUAUCUUGCUAGUUCCUAUUUCAUCGUGCCAAUUCCGAUU